This is a messenger RNA of Octodon degus (degu), 2128 nucleotides long. It is a transcript of the gene Thra, whose product is annotated as thyroid hormone receptor, alpha. Lineage: Eukaryota; Metazoa; Chordata; Mammalia; Rodentia; Octodontidae. The coding region runs from base 376 to 1608 and encodes 410 amino acids. The transcript has 9 exons. Gene Ontology annotation, biological process: cell differentiation; retinoic acid receptor signaling pathway; thyroid hormone receptor signaling pathway. The record is from RefSeq and is a predicted model, not a curated record. Gene Ontology annotation, molecular function: zinc ion binding; RNA polymerase II cis-regulatory region sequence-specific DNA binding; nuclear receptor activity.
CACGCCGCGAGUUCCUGGCACAGAAGAGACCCGAACUCCGAACCGAACUCCACACCUCCGAGCGCUCGGCAUCUGGCGCUGCUCCAGGUCUGGAAGGGAUCUCUGAACAGGACAGGACUCUGAGGAGACUCCCCAGCCCAGGAGCCCAGCCGGCCCCCCAGCUCCCCACCUGCCACUCCCUGGCCCCUCCCACCACCCGCCCCCCUCGGGGCGCAGGGCAUGGUGUGAAAGGCCGAGUACUGGGCGGGUGCCAUGGGUGCUGGGCCCUAAGGCCUGGGUGGUGGGGGGUGGGUGGCCUGUGGGCGUGUGGGGGGCCAGCGUGCCUGCCCCAGUCUCUUGGCGUGCUGGAGGGCAUCCUGGAUGGAAUUGAAGUGAAUGGAACAGAAGCCAAGCAAGGUGGAGUGCGGGUCAGACCCAGAGGAGAGCAGUGCCAGGUCACCAGAUGGAAAGCGAAAAAGAAAGAACGGCCAAUGUUCCCUGAAAACCAGCAUGUCAGGGUAUAUCCCUAGUUACCUGGACAAAGACGAGCAGUGUGUUGUGUGUGGGGACAAGGCCACCGGUUAUCACUACCGCUGUAUCACGUGUGAGGGGUGCAAGGGCUUCUUUCGCCGCACAAUCCAGAAGAACCUCCACCCCACCUAUUCCUGCAAAUAUGACAGCUGCUGUGUCAUCGACAAAAUCACUCGCAACCAGUGCCAGCUGUGCCGCUUCAAGAAGUGCAUCGCAGUGGGCAUGGCCAUGGACCUGGUUCUCGAUGACUCAAAGCGUGUGGCCAAGCGAAAGCUGAUCGAGCAGAACCGGGAGCGGCGGCGGAAGGAAGAGAUGAUCCGGUCCCUGCAGCAGCGGCCAGAGCCCACUCCUGAGGAGUGGGACCUGAUCCACGUGGCCACCGAGGCCCAUCGCAGCACCAACGCCCAGGGCAGCCAUUGGAAGCAGAGGCGGAAAUUCCUGCCGGAUGACAUUGGCCAGUCACCCAUCGUAUCCAUGCCGGACGGAGACAAGGUGGACCUUGAGGCCUUCAGCGAGUUUACCAAGAUCAUCACCCCGGCCAUCACCCGUGUGGUGGACUUUGCCAAAAAACUGCCCAUGUUCUCCGAGCUGCCUUGUGAAGACCAGAUCAUCCUCCUGAAGGGGUGCUGCAUGGAGAUCAUGUCCCUGCGGGCAGCCGUGCGCUAUGACCCCGAGAGUGACACCCUGACGCUGAGUGGAGAGAUGGCUGUCAAGCGGGAACAGCUCAAAAACGGGGGACUGGGCGUGGUCUCCGAUGCCAUCUUUGAACUGGGCAAGUCACUCUCUGCCUUCAACCUAGAUGACACGGAAGUGGCUCUGCUGCAGGCUGUGCUGCUAAUGUCAACAGACCGCUCGGGCCUGCUGUGUGUGGACAAGAUAGAAAAGAGUCAGGAGGCGUACCUGCUGGCGUUCGAGCACUACGUCAACCACCGCAAACACAACAUUCCGCACUUCUGGCCCAAGCUGCUGAUGAAGGUGACUGACCUCCGCAUGAUCGGGGCCUGCCACGCCAGCCGCUUCCUCCACAUGAAAGUCGAGUGCCCCACCGAGCUCUUCCCCCCUCUCUUCCUGGAGGUCUUUGAGGAUCAGGAAGUCUAAAGCCUCAGGCGGCCAGAGGGUGUGCGGAGCUGUCAGGGAGGAGCCUGGAGAGGAGGGGCCAAGCUGGGGGCCAGGGGGACCCCCACCUCCUCUCUCCUCCUAAUCCUGGGAUAGAUGCAGCUCCCCCACACACCCCGCACUGCCCAGGUCCCCAGAUCCUCCAGCCCUGGCACAGGGCACACAGAUGAACUCGCUGUGAAAGCAUAGUGUGGGAGGCCGGGACCUGGUCCCCCAGUUUCUGGGAGCCCGUCCUGUGAGAUGUGGGGGCAGGUACGGGCCGGGCCGAGCCAUCGUGACCAUAGGGAAAGGAAGGGUGUGGCUGGGGACUGUGCAGUCACCCCGUACACACGCAGGAGAGCCCCAGCCGGUCCUUGGCCGAAGCUUCCCCUCCAGGCUCAGGGCCUCUGGACGGCGUGGGCUGGGCUUUGCUCCUCCACUGGAGGUUAAACAUGACAGUCGCCCUAACUGCACUUUGGAAACCAAGUGAGGGGAGAAGAUAAAUGAAGAAAAACUAGACAGA